CCUAAGGGGGUUAUCGCUGGGAGUUUUUGCCCAGAACAAAACCAUGCCGAAAAAUCCAAACUGUAUUCUAAUUUUCAGUCAUCUUUGAUGAUAGUGGUCCUGACAGAAAUGUUUUUGCUUUCAUGCGAACACUGAAAUGUAAUGUCCUGUUUCUUAAUGUCAAAUGCAGGCUUGGAUUUAGAAACACGCAUUGCAUGUCUGAUUUAAAUGACAUGCUGAUAUUACAUCAAAUCUCCAUUGUCAGGAUAAUAAAAUACAGCAAUAACAUCAGGCUCAGCUAGACCCAGUUGAAAGUACAUUGGCUGUUAUUUGCAGCUUAUAAAUUAUGAAGAGAAAACCCCCUAAUCUUCUUCUGUUUGAUAUUUGACGGCCUGCAUAUGAUUUGGAGUCUCUCUUGUAGGUCUGAAUUAAUUUUUCAACUUGAGCCCACACAUCUGCCUCCAGUCCCACAGAUCGAACGCCCUCCGAGGGGAGAAGGAAGGUGUCGCGACCACUCGCAUAUUCAUCUGCCAAUCGGCGUCCCAGUGCGUGCAGUCAGAAGAAGGAAGCUGAAACUGUUUUUCUCAGUGGCGCUGGCACGCCGAAGAUCCACGUCCCGCUGAGGAGUCGCAAAUCACAGCUACGUCCCAGCAGGAGGACCAACUUCAGCUUGAACAAGGCCUUGUUUUGUUCAGCGCCUGUGAAAUGCAAUUAGAAACUCCCUCAGGGCCGACAGGGGCAGCAACUGAAUGAGACCUCCCCGCGGUCUUGGCAGGCCAUGGACUUUGAAGUCUUGUGCUAUCUCCCCCAGAGAGCCCAUCCCCGGUUCAGAGAGGACACCGCAUUAGCAACGGAAGAGUGCAGGGAGCUUUCAUCUGCCUCCUCCCACGGGGGUGUUGACGGUUCUAAUAAAUUAUGUGAUAUAUCUGUUGUGAUAAUAUCCCGUCUUGUGAUUUAUCAUCUCGCCAUGCCCUUUUCCUGCUGACAUUCACAGCCCUCCGUCUGAACUCUGCGAUUGGUUGAUCUCUCCAAGAAUUCCACAACACGGUGUGCAUGACAUUCACAUUUAUAUGACGCGUUUAUAAUAAGCUGUGACAGGUACAAAUGCAUCGACUGCAUUAGAUCACAUUAUCCUUCUCUCACCCUACAAAGAAGCGGGGUGGCAUACCAGCACAGCAGCUUUAAUUGGAGCCGAUGCCGUCACCCAAUGAGAGUGAGGUCUCAUUUCGGUGCGAGGUGGAACUGUCUCAUCAGCAUUCUUGACCCGUCGCCUGUCCCCUCUGGUUAUUCCAGGCCUGUAAUUAAGAGGAUGGCCAUAAUCACUAGACUGUCUAUAGGUACGUGUUGAGCAGAGAGGAGGAGAGUGUUUUAAUUGUUCUGCUGCCGGGGUGCCGCUGUCAGGGCUGAGGAGGGAGGUGUGGGAGGCGGUGGGAGUGUCCGUUGAGGGAGGGAUCACAGGAAUGCACGGUUCGCUACUGAGGAAGCAUUCUUGAGCCGGACACGCUCUGGAAAAGGAUCUCCUGCAUGAUCACAAACCUGCUUCGGGUGGAUUUGCGCUUAAUCUGUUGGUGGUGAAGGAGCUCAAAGUCUCAUGUUUACCCUGUUUGGAGGAUUUUACCGGAUAUAGAUUCAGUCUCUGGAAAGGAUUGGUUCGGGAUGGACAUGUUCAACAACAUCAUACGUGCUCUGAUAUUUAAAGGGUAGAAACAAACACUUUGUCAGAGCUUCUAGAUUUUGGUGGGACCUAUCUUUUUCAUUUAUACAUGCAACAGAGCAACUUUUUAAACACUCUUACUGUACUCUGAAAAGCAUUGGAUAGUGGAAAAAAAACAUUUUUGGCAGUAUUUUGGAUUACACUGAGAAGAACCAGAGAUUUUAUCAUCUUUGUCUCAUCUUUUCAUUGGCAUUUUGGGUUGCUCUGACAAACAGAGACAUUUCCUCCUCCAAAUGAAGGUCUUGCUGAUGUUGCUAAUACCACAAAUGCGUGACCAGAAAACAGAGGGCAGGAUGCCACAAGGAGAUAUUUAAGAACCUCUAGAAAGACUGAAGGAAAACAUCUUUCACCUUCCAAAGCCGAUAUACAAACUCUUGUGCACUUUGAGUGCAUCAGCACAAGUUAAAGAAGAGCGUUGUAAUCAUCCUGUUCUCCAAACACCUCAACAUGUUUGCCCCAACGACAGCCCUGCCUCCUCCUCCACCCCUCUUAACAGGAAGCACUCUACCAGUGCCCAGGUCACCAUCCACAGGUCCCUACACAGAUCACGACCUACUGCGGCAGGAGUUAAACUCUCGGUUCCUGGCCUCCCAGACUGUAGAUCGAGGAGGAGCACUAGCUCCCCAGGCGUACCUGCGCACAGAGUUCCACCAGCACCAGCACACACACCAACACACACAUCAGCACACCUUCACUCCGUUCCCCCAUUCCAUCAUGCCCAGCCCAGCAGCACCACUGGUGCGUACCCCUGCCAGACAAUUUGACAAAUACCCCGCUAAAGUGGACACUUUUAAUCGACACAGUUUGGUCCCGUCCUAUCCAUCAGUAAUGACUGGAAUACCUCCUAUGGUUCCACCUGCUGGACCAUUCAGCUCUCUCCAGGGAGCUUUUCAACCCAAGGCUUCCAACCCACUAGAUGUGGUGUCAAGACCAGGAUCAGUGCCACACCAACUUUUACAGAAGGACUCCAGACUUCUUGACCCCAUGUGUCCUAAACCAAAGAAACCUGGGAAGUGGUGUGCAAUGCAUGUUCACAUUGCAUGGCAGGUUUACCAUCAUCAGCAAAAAAUUAAGAAGCAGAUGCAGAUUGAGCCACAUAAAUUAGACUUUGGGUUUAAGCCUGAGUUUCUGAAUCGAUCGUCUGGCUUGAGCUUCAUGGGAUUGCAGCCACGUGAUUUACCCCGCCCCUCCACCGUCCUCUCUAAUGCAGGUCCCACACACCCUUCAGUUUCGCCCUAUGGAUCCUUACCGCAUACCCCAAACAAUCUCCACAGUCUAGUCCCCCAUCAUGAGUCUCUUAAUAAGCCACUCACCUUUGGAGGCCUAAGUACGCUGAGUUCAUCUGCCUUUGGAGGACUUGGAAACCCAUCAAUAACACCAAAUGCAACACAAGGUACUAAAGAUGGUAAAACUGUGCCAACUUCAAGUGGAGCUCUGGAGCCCUGGAACAGACUGCACCAGACUCCCUCAUCCUUCCCUACGCCGCCUCUGUGUCCAAGGCCUUCUGAACCAGAGAGAGCUCCCUCCGUACCAGACAGAGCAGCGAUUAAAAAAGACUCCAUAAUCAACAAAGAUGAUCAGGAAAGGGAGCCAAAAGAGAAAUCAAAUGGAAGGAAUUUGUCCCCCAUCAGAAACAGUGCACUUGACAACAAACCAUCAACAGAGUCCUUCAAAGGUUCCUCUCCAGAUGAGUCCAAGGACGAGGAGGGGGCAAAAGAGAAAACACAAGCCCAAGAGCUCCCGCAACAGACCCGAGAAACCGAGGAGCAGAAACACAAAGAGAUCCGGAGUGACAAAAGAGAAGAGGAUGUGAAGAGUGAGCAGCAGUCCGCUGAGGACAAGCAAGCAGGAAAGGAGAGUUCAUCACCCAAGCAACAGAGAGAGGAUCUCAAGCGGUCAAACGGUGAUAGCCAACCCUGGGAGCCAGCUGAGAAGAAAAUUAGAGUUGAGUAUGAACCCCAUGCCAAGAGCAGCAAGGUGAGGGUCAAGGAGGAGAAGAGAGACGACCAGGACCACGAGGUUACAACUCACCAGAAGGUCUUGGAAAAACCAUGGCAGGGUCCCAGAGCCCCUGCGAUAAACCUUUCACCUCUUUCUACUCAUCCUUUGCCUAUAGGAAUCCCAGCUGGCCACCCUGGUCUCGACAGGGCUAGGCUGAUCUCACCUUUUCUUGGAAUGAGUCCAUUACCUGGAGCCGAAAGGCUGCCUUACUCGCCUCAGCAUUGGGAGUCUAUGCGGAAUGUUUACCGGGGGUUAGACCUUCCUCGUAGAGACUCUUUGGGCAAGGACCUCUUAAUGAGAAACGACCCCCUCCAGCGCACCAUGAUGGGGCACCCUGCUUACCCACGAGAGCCGUUUCUGCAGUCCAUGGCCCUAGAGCAAAGGAGUCAGCUGGAGGAGCGUCAGCGCCUGGCCCUACUGAGAGAGGAGAGCGAGCGGGGUCGCCUACUGGCCAUGCACCAUGCCGCACUGGACCCUCACUUACCGCCUCCAGGACUCCUCACAGCAGCUUACCCCAGCACAGGGCUCCCACAUUACAGCUCACUCAGUAGGACUCUCCCUGCUGCAUAUGUACACACCCAACCACAUCCACUUUUCCCAAUGCUGCUGACAAGACCAGGGUCUCCGAGACGGAUGACCCCUCUUAUGGACAGACCUGUUUCACAUCCACACAGAGACACUGAAACUCGGUGAGCUGUACUGUAUCAGGAACCGACAGACUCAUGUAUAUCAAGCACUUCAUGUGAAAAUGUGUAGUCAUGGAUUGUACAGUGGUGAAAAUUAUGAAAUGAUUUUUUUUUUUUUGUCCAAGAAAAUAUUAAAAUGAUUUUUCUGAGAAAAAUGGUUUUAUUCUUUUUGAAUGUUGACAACAUAUUUAAAACUAAAGGGCUUUAAAAAAAAAAAAAAAAAAAAAAACUAUUUACAACUAUAACAAGGCAACAAUGGAACAAAAAUACAGCACAAUAU
This is a messenger RNA of Megalobrama amblycephala (Wuchang bream), 4660 nucleotides long. RefSeq names its product activator of transcription and developmental regulator AUTS2 b (gene auts2b). Bases 2141 to 4387 code for a protein of 748 amino acids. The transcript has 14 exons. The record is from RefSeq and is a predicted model, not a curated record. Lineage: Eukaryota; Metazoa; Chordata; Actinopteri; Cypriniformes; Xenocyprididae.